Molecule: messenger RNA, 965 nt
Organism: Musa acuminata AAA Group (dessert banana)
Lineage: Eukaryota; Viridiplantae; Streptophyta; Magnoliopsida; Zingiberales; Musaceae
Product: transcription factor MYB4-like
Exons: 3
Coding region: 56-823 (255 amino acids)
Source: RefSeq, a predicted model, not a curated record
AGUCUCCUGCAAAGCCUUCUGAGAGAGGAAGGAAGGAAAGAAGUGUUUUGGCAACAUGGUGAGAGCUCCGUGCUGUGGGAUUGGUGUGAAGAAGGGGCCAUGGAGUCCGGAGGAGGACGAGGCUUUAGUAGGUUACAUCCAGAGAUGCGGCCACGGGAAUUGGCGUGCGCUGCCGAAGCAAGCCGGGCUUUCGAGGUGUGGGAAGAGUUGCAGGCUCCGGUGGAUGAACUACCUGCGGCCUGACAUCAAACGAGGAAACUUCUCCCUGGAGGAACAGGAGACCAUCAUCAGAUUGCACGAGACCUUUGGGAACAGGUGGUCUUCCAUUGCUGCCAGCCUACCUGGCAGAACGGACAACGAGAUCAAGAACGUGUGGCACACCCACCUGAAGAAGCUUGUCAGCCCCAACACUUCAUCCAGAGAACCCAAGAAGAAGAAGAAAGCAGGUGGUUCCCGGUCAAAGAAAGCGUCGGAGCCCAUAACCAUGCAGCUCGAUACAGACUCAGAGAACGCGAUGUUUGUGUCAGUGGUGUCAAAGGCGCAAUCAAAUAGCGACUUCUCGUCCUGUGGCACUGAUUCACCGACGGUGUCGAGAGAGAUCAGUGACGAUGCAAGGGGAAGCUUCUCCUCGGACGCAUUCCCGGAGAUCGACGAGAGCUUUUGGUUGGACGCAUUCUCAAUGGAUGACUCUGCCUCAUCCGUCGAUCUUCCGCCGGUCAGUGAGCUUUCCAACCUGUUGGUAUCAUCCGACAGUGACGACAUGGACUUUUGGCUGCAAGUUUUCGAGGGAGUUGGAGAUUUGCAGGAGCUGUCACGAAUCUAACAGAUAGUCCGAGUACUAAAAUUCAUCUGACAUCAAUUCUUUCAAGAACUGAACGGUUUGGUGGUGACCAACUGACAAUUCAAGAUAGAACGACAAGAACAGCAGCUCGAGAGGAUUUCUUUUGGAAGAAAAGAUUGAUUGG